Molecule: messenger RNA, 971 nt
Organism: Carassius carassius (crucian carp)
Lineage: Eukaryota; Metazoa; Chordata; Actinopteri; Cypriniformes; Cyprinidae
Product: complexin-3-like
Exons: 3
Coding region: 333-806 (157 amino acids)
Biological process (GO): synaptic vesicle exocytosis; regulation of neurotransmitter secretion; neurotransmitter transport
Cellular component (GO): terminal bouton; SNARE complex
Molecular function (GO): syntaxin binding
Source: RefSeq, a predicted model, not a curated record
ACAUGAUCUACCGAUUCACGAUCUCGGAGGCUGACCCGUUUGGCUUGCCAUACGCACGAGCUGUUAACAGCGAGCGCGCGCUUAAUCCGACGGUACGUGGGAUUGGGCGGGAAGAGUCGACUGAGGAAACACGGGAUUGGGUAGAUGGAAGUGUCAACCCGCUGCUGUGACUCAGAUGAGGAGAUGAAUCCACUUCGCUUCACUUCACUUUACCUCAACUGAACGCCGGACGGAGUUUCUGUUCGGCGGUCGCGGAGAAACAGACCUUACUAUUGACCUAAUUGGACGUUCUGGACAAAAAGCAGGGAUAUUAAGGGACAAUACUCUAUUCAAUGAUGGCUUUCAUGGUAAAACACGUAGUCGGCGGUCAGCUGAAGAACCUGACUGGAGGUCUGAAGGAAGAUAAAUCUGACGGAGACAAAUCCGACGCCGGGGCGAAAGGAAUGACACAAGAAGAGUUAGAGCAGUACCAACAACAGCUGGAGGAGGAAAAGCAAGAGCGAGACGCCAGUUUUGCCCAGAAGAAGGCGGAGAGGGCGACAGUCAGGUCUCACUUUAGAGACAAGUACAGGUUGCCAAAGAACGAGCUGGACGAGACUCAGAUCCAGGCAGCAGCGGACGACGUCGAGCUCCCCACCGAACUGGCCAAGAUGAUCGCCGAAGACAACCAGGAGGAGGAACAGAAGCAGUCUGUUCUGGGUCACCUGACCAACAUCCAGAACGUGGACAUGGGUCACCUGAAGGACAAAGCUCAGGCCACACUGGAGGACCUGAAGAGCUCAGCGGAGAAGUGCUGCGUCAUGUGAUCUCACUGCAUCCUCACACCUGGACACGGUUCUUCUGUCCUCAUCCCUGUAUCUCCUCCACACACACACACACACACACUCACACACACUCACACACACACACACACACACACACACACACACACUCACACACUCACACACUCACACACACUCACACACACUCAC